UGUCACACUUCCUCUACGUCCGUCACCUCUCCCUUGCACGGAUGUACUCGGCUAGCACGACUGUCUGUGUUACCCCGCAUAUUUAUACCUUCAGGCUUUUUAUGAGCACUGACACGUAAAAGACAUUUACCAUGGCUUCUCGAGAAGGUCCGAGAGCAGCAGGUACCGACGGCAGUGACUUUCAGCACCGGGAGCGCGUUGCUUCACACUACCAAAUGAGUGUCGCCUUGAAGUCUGAGAUCCGCAAACUCAACAUUGUCCAUCUUCUCAUCUGGAUCCUGAUGGCAGCUCAGGUAACUGUGAGCCAGCUGAACCUGGUGUCCCACAAGGUGGUGGCCUCACCUUACCAGUGGGAGUACCCUUACCUCCUGAGCAUAAUUCCCACAGUCUUCAGCUUCUCGGCGUUGCCUCGCAACAACAUCAGCUACCUGGUAAUCUCCAUGAUCGGAGCCGGGCUCUUCUGCGUGGCCCCGCUUAUCUACGGCAGCAUGGAGAUGUUCCCCGUGGCGCAGCAGCUCUAUCGUCACGGCAAAGCUUACCGCUUUAUCUUCGGCUUCUCGGCCGUUUCCGUCAUGUACCUGGCCGUCGUCAUCGCCGUCCAGGUGCACGGCUGGCAGAUCUACUACAGCAAGAAGCUGCUGGACCAGUGGUUCGCCACCACGCAAGACAAGAAGAAGAAAUGAUGAAAAGCGCGUGCGGCACUGACAUCUGGGCAAAGAGGAUCUCGGAGCCCCGGAGCUUUUUGGAAACCGGUCACCGAACCGGCCGAG
Molecule: messenger RNA, 770 nt
Organism: Seriola dumerili (greater amberjack)
Lineage: Eukaryota; Metazoa; Chordata; Actinopteri; Carangiformes; Carangidae
Product: protein jagunal homolog 1-B
Exons: 4
Coding region: 132-683 (183 amino acids)
Biological process (GO): granulocyte colony-stimulating factor signaling pathway; endoplasmic reticulum organization; vesicle-mediated transport
Cellular component (GO): endoplasmic reticulum membrane
Source: RefSeq, a predicted model, not a curated record